AUGGCUUCCGUCCAGCCUGCGCCCAUGGUGCAGGCCAAUGUCCCACCACUACCAUCCAAUCUGUCUCCAGCGCAGGUCCAGGAGGUGUAUCAGAAAUUCCAACGCAUGAAGGCCCAAAAUGUCCCCGAAACUGAUCCCGAAUACAUGAAAGCCCACCGGUUCCUCACUGCUGUCCAACAGCAACAGAACUUCCGCAAGAUGGCUGCGAUGCAGCAGGCUCAAAAGCAGCAGCAACUCCAAGCCCAACAACAACAGCAGCAGCAGCAACAGACACAACUUCAGCAGCAACAGCCUCAGCAAUCUCAGCAGCCUCAGCAUAACCAGGCCCACAGUCAACAGUCGAAUGGAAACUCAACCGGUCCGACAACCAACGGCACUGGUAAUGCACAGGCCGAUACCACUGGUGCCGCUGUAAACGGAACGCCCUCAUCUGGGUCCAACCAACCCACCGCCAUCAACAACACCCAAGGGCCGGCGGCACAGGCGCAACGCGUGGUGUCGCAAUCCAAUGGGAGCUUCACACCGGAACAGCUGAACCUGUUAAGGACGCAAAUCUACGCAUUCAAGAUGCUGUCAAAGAACAUCGCACUACCAGUGAAACUGCAGCAGCAACUAUUCCCUUCCGCUAAGCAGCAAGCAGCCACGCCGUCAGAUGGCGCUGUAGCGGAUGAUAAAGUGUCCGACGCUGUCACCGAGCCCAAGGAGGUCGUCACGAACGAGCUUGCCCGAGCAAAGUCAUUCUUCGAGACCUAUCAAUCCCCAUAUGAUCUUCUUGCAAAGGCAAUAGGUUACCAAGAUCAUACACAGCGCUCCAAGCGGUUGAAGAUCCCUGGCAUUUUGCCAGCAGGCAUUGAUGUCGAGCAAGUUCGCGAAGAACAAGAACGACUUCUUUAUAAUCGGGUCCAGGCUCGCAGGGCAGAGCUAGCCUCCCAACCCGCGAACAUUGGAUCCUGGGACACUAGUCAAUCAAGCGAUCCUGCUAUUGAUGGAACAUUGAAGAUUAAGGCCCUGAUUGAAUUCAAGAAGCUGUCUUUGCUUCAGAAGCAGCGCGAUCUCCGCCGCGACAUCCAGCAGGACUUGUACUACUACGACAAUCUUGCCAUGACCGCCAACAGAUCACUGCACCGUAGGAUGAAGAAGCAAUCUCUCCGCGAGGCUCGCAUUACUGAGAAGCUUGAAAAGCAACAGCGGGACGCACGAGAGAACAAGGAAAAGACCCGCCAGUCCAACCACCUGCAAUCAAUAAUCGCUCACGGCCAAGAAGUCCGCAAUAAUGCCAUCAGUCAACGAGCUCGAGUCCAGAAGUUGGGCCGAUUGAUGGUCACACAUCAUCAGCAUAUGGAGCGUGAAGAGCAAAAGAGGAUUGAGCGCACCGCUAAACAACGUCUGCAAGCGUUGAAGGCCAACGAUGAAGAGACCUACUUGAAGCUUCUUGGGCAGGCCAAAGAUUCUCGUAUUACUCAUCUCCUCAAGCAGACCGAUGGCUUCCUGCAGCAGCUUGCCGCAUCAGUGAGGGCGCAACAGCGCAAUGCUGCCGAGGCGUGGGGCUCAGAAGACAAAUACUUGGAUGAGCAAGAGGAAGAGGAAGGCGAGUCCGAAGAUGAGGACGGCCGCGGCAAGGUCGAUUACUAUGCCGUCGCUCAUCGUAUCAAGGAGGAAGUCACUGCCCAGCCUUCGAUACUGGUUGGUGGUACGUUGAAAGAGUAUCAGCUCAAAGGUCUGCAGUGGAUGAUUUCUCUCUUCAACAACAACCUUAAUGGGAUAUUGGCCGACGAAAUGGGUUUGGGAAAAACCAUUCAGACGAUCAGUCUGAUCACCUACCUAAUCGAAAAGAAACGCCAAUUUGGUCCGUUUUUGGUCAUUGUUCCGCUCAGUACCCUCACCAAUUGGAAUUUGGAGUUUGAGAAAUGGGCGCCGUCAGUCAGCCGUAUCGUGUACAAGGGACCGCCAAACACCAGGAAACAACAACAAAUGAGGAUCCGACAGGGUAAUUUCCAAGUGCUACUGACGACUUAUGAAUACAUCAUCAAGGAUCGCCCAGUCCUGAGCAAGAUUAAAUGGGUCCACAUGAUCGUGGACGAAGGCCAUCGCAUGAAGAAUGCCGAGUCUAAAUUGAGCAGCACCAUCACUCAAUACUACACGACGCGUUAUCGGCUCAUUUUGACGGGCACACCGUUGCAAAACAACCUCCCGGAAUUGUGGGCGCUGCUCAAUUUCGUGCUACCUACGAUUUUCAAAUCUGUUAAGUCGUUCGACGAAUGGUUCAACACUCCAUUUGCCAACACUGGCGGCCAAGACAAGAUGGAAUUGACUGAAGAAGAACAGCUGUUGAUCAUUCGCCGUCUCCAUAAGGUGCUCCGACCGUUCUUGCUCCGUCGUCUCAAGAAGGACGUUGAAAAAGAUCUUCCUGACAAACAAGAGCGUGUCAUCAAAUGUCGCUUCUCUGCGCUUCAAGCCAAGCUCUACGUGCAAUUGAUGACGCAUAACAAGCUGGUGGUGACCGACGGGAAAGGUGGCAAGACUAACAUGCGUGGUCUCAGCAACAUGUUGAUGCAGUUGAGGAAACUAUGCAACCAUCCUUAUGUCUUUGAACCCGUGGAAGAUCAAAUGAACCCUGGAAGAGGCACUAACGACUCCAUCUGGCGGACCGCUGGCAAGUUCGAGCUCCUUGAUAGGAUUCUGCCCAAGUUCCGUGCGACUGGCCAUCGUGUCUUGAUGUUCUUCCAAAUGACACAGAUCAUGAACAUCAUGGAAGACUUUUUGCGAUUGCGAGGGAUUCAAUAUCUCCGUCUCGAUGGUGGCACGAAGUCCGAGGACCGUUCUGAACUGCUUCGCCUGUUCAAUGAACCCGGGUCGCCCUAUUUCUGCUUUUUGCUCUCAACUCGUGCCGGUGGGCUAGGUCUGAACCUGCAGACUGCAGACACCGUCAUCAUCUAUGAUUCGGACUGGAACCCUCACCAGGACUUGCAGGCUCAGGAUCGUGCACAUCGAAUUGGACAGAAGAACGAGGUCCGAAUCCUACGUCUUAUCAGCUCCAACUCGGUGGAAGAGAAAAUCUUGGAGCGCGCUCAGUUCAAGCUUGACAUGGACGGCAAGGUCAUUCAGGCCGGUAAAUUCGACAACAAAUCCACCAACGAAGAACGUGACGCCUUCCUGAAGACCCUGUUGGAAUCAGCCGAGGCGGCUGAGCAGGCGGGAGAAGAUACAGAAGAAAUGGACGACGACGACCUGAACGAGAUCAUGGCGCGUACUGACAACGAGCUGGUGCUCUUCAAACAGAUGGACAAGGAACGGAGCGAGACCGAUCUGUAUGGGCCAGGGCGCCCGCUUCCUCGCUUGAUGGGCGAGAGUGAACUUCCGGACAUCUACAUGGCCGAAGACAGUCCCGUUCAAGAGGUUGAGGAGGAGUACACCGGCCGCGGUGCUCGUGUCAAGACACAAGUCAAGUACGACGACGGUCUGACCGAAGAGCAAUGGCUUGCAGCGGUGGACGACUCUGACGACUCUAUCACUGAGGCAGCAAAGCGGAAGGCUGCACGAAUCGACAAGAGACGAUCGAACAAGAUGAAACGCGAACGUGACGCCGUAGGUGGGGCUUCUUCUCCCGAAGAACAGGAGAGUUCCGAGGAAGAACCUGAGCCUCAGCCCAAGAAGAAGGGCCCGCGGAAGUCGGCGGGUCAGAAGCGCAAGGGUGAUGAUAUCGAAGAGGAAACGCCGGCGUCAAAGCGGAAGCGUGGCAGACAACCGAAUAGAGUGUCUUCCGACCCGCUUACCAGCGCCGAACGAAGUGCAUUGCAGAAGGCGUUGAAGGCGAUCUUUGAGUCAAUCAAAGCGUUGGAAGUACCGGACUCAGACCCCGAGGAACAAUCUGAAGAAGAGGAUGAGGACGAGCCACCAACGCGACUCGUCAUUGGCCCAUUUCUGGAGCUGCCGCCGAAGAAACUGUAUCCUGAUUACUACAAUUUCAUCCAGGAGCCCAUCGCCAUGGACAUCAUUGAAAGGCGUAUCAGCAACCACCAGUACACGAGUUUGAACGAUUUGAGCAAGGACAUCGCCCUCUUGGCGAAAAAUGCGAAGACAUACAACGAAGACGGCAGCAUGAUCUACAAUGAUGCGAUUGCCAUUGAGAAUCACUGCAACGAAGCAAUCGCGAAACAGAUCGCCCAGCACCCAGGCCUCGCGCUUAGUGGAGAUCGAGGCGCUCACGAUGGCGAAUCCACGGCAGCAGGGUCGGCUACUGGCACACCACGAGGAUCUGUCGCACCGACAGGAGGAACCAAGCUGAGGCUGACACUGGGAGCUGGCGGAAAUGGAAUUUCUACGAACGGAACGACGAGCGGAGCCGCGAGUGGAACGGAGUAA
Capronia epimyces CBS 606.96 is the source of this 4362-nucleotide messenger RNA. RefSeq names its product adenosinetriphosphatase. The coding region runs from base 1 to 4362 and encodes 1453 amino acids. The record is from RefSeq and is a predicted model, not a curated record. Gene Ontology annotation, molecular function: histone binding; ATP-dependent chromatin remodeler activity; DNA binding. Gene Ontology annotation, cellular component: nucleus. The transcript is spliced from 3 exons. Lineage: Eukaryota; Fungi; Ascomycota; Eurotiomycetes; Chaetothyriales; Herpotrichiellaceae. Gene Ontology annotation, biological process: positive regulation of transcription by RNA polymerase II.